Molecule: messenger RNA, 1065 nt
Organism: Humulus lupulus (European hop)
Lineage: Eukaryota; Viridiplantae; Streptophyta; Magnoliopsida; Rosales; Cannabaceae
Exons: 3
Coding region: 1-1065 (354 amino acids)
Source: RefSeq, a predicted model, not a curated record
AUGGCACUAUUGAUGAAGAAGUCUACAUGUAUCAACCAGUUGGGUGAUGCCCUCGUGUUUGUCCUUGUUUAUGUUGACGACAUCCUCCUCAUUGGGAAUAAAUCUCAACAGGUCACCUCCAUCAUUUCUCAACUUAGUACCACUUUUGCUCUCAAAACUCUAGUCUCAGUUCAUUACUUCCUUGGGUUUGAGACAACACGGAGGGCUAAUGGUAUUUAUCUGUCACAAACCAAGUACACCAUUGAUCUUCUUAAACACACCAAUAUGCUUCAUGCCAAACCAUGCCCCACUCCAAUCAAUCAAAGCAAUUCCUUACACCUCCAAGACAGUAAACCAUUUGAGCACAUCACACUUUACCGAAGCAUAAUAGGUGCCCUCCAAUAUCUCACCCUCAGUAGACCUGACAUUGCCUUCACAGUCAAGAAACUCAACCAAUUUCUACAAGCACCUACUCAGAAUCAUUGGCAAGCAUGUAAGAAAAUCUUACGGUAUCUAGCAGGGACAGUUGGAGAAGGAAUUAAAUUCACCCCAGCUCAAAAUCUCUCAAUUGAAAGUUUCUGUGACUCGGAUUGGGCCAACUCACUAGAUGAUCAUAAAUCAACAUCUGGAUAUUGUGUCUAUCUCAGCGGCAAUCUCAUAAAUUGGAGUUCUCGAAAACAAAAACCAGUAGCUUGCUCAAGCACCGAAGUUGAAUAUAGAGCACUUGCCCAAGCCUACACCGAAAUCAUAUGGCUGCAAUCUCUACUCAAAGAAAUUGGAACAGCCAUACCACACCAGCCAUCAUUUGGUGUGACAAUUCAGGAGCUAGACAAUUGGCUUCCAACCCUAGAGAAAGUAUCAAACAAAGAGGUUGAAGUCAGGUAUGUUCCAUCGAGUGAGCAAACAGCAGACAUACUCACCAAAUCUCUAUCAAUUGCAAGCUUCCAUUAUCUACAGAGCAAGUUGGCUGUAGUCCCUUCACCACAGCACAACUUGAGGGGGCAUAUUGAAACAGAGCAAUCAGAGCAAUCUGAAAUUGCUCCACGAUCGAUUGAGGCUGCACAGGCUGAGGAGGCGCACGAGUGA